AGUUAGACGGACCGACUCGUAUUGACUAUGGGUAAAGGAGGUAAAGAUAUAAAGCGUGAUCCCGAAGCAAAAAUCGCUUGGGAAGAAGUUAAGAAGCAUACAACCAGAGACGACAAGUGGCUAGUUAUUAAUAACAAUGUUUAUGAUAUUACUCAAUGGAGUAAGAGACAUCCCGGUGGUUCCAAAGUAAUUAGCCAUUAUGCUGGACAAGAUGCAACGGAAGCCUUCACAGCUUUUCAUCCCGAUAAAAAUUUUGUUGGAAAAUUUUUAAAAAGUAUCCAAAUUGGUAAAGUGAACGAGAAAGAGUUUCAAUAUUCGCCAGAUGAAUCCUCACCGGAGAAGUAUAAAGCAAUGAAAGAAGAUUUUGAACUUUUAAGACAGAAGGCUGAGAAGAAAGGCUACUUCAAACCAAGCGUAACCUUUUUCGUGUUGAGUCUUCUCCAUAUUGUACUAUUAGAACUUUUGGCUUUGGCUAUUCUAUACAAUUUUGGAAAUGGUUGGAUACCAUGGCUAGUUUCAGCCAUACUGUUGGCUACAGUUCAAGCACAGGCUGGGUGGUCUCAACACGAUUUUGGACAUUUAUCUGUCUGUAAAAAUUCUUAUUGGAAUCAUUUUAUUCACCAAUUUACGAUGUCUCUAACAAAGGGAGCAGCACCGUCGUGGUGGAAUCAUCUACAUUAUCAGCAUCACGCUAAGCCAAACGUUUUGGAAAAAGAUCCAGAUGUUCGUCUUGAGAAAGUUUUUGUAUUGGGAGAGGUUAUGCCGAAGAGAAUGGCUAAGAAAAAGAAUACUAUGCCGUACAAUUUGCAACAUAAAUAUUUCUUUGCAAUUGGCCCACCACUGCUGUUUCCUAUCUACUUUCAAAUUAUGAUAUUUCGUCAUGUUAUCCAACGUAAACACUGGCUGGACUUGUCACUCAUGUUGGUUUUCUAUUUCAAAAUUGCUACUCUCUAUAAAAGUCUACUAGGAAGCUGGGGAAGUUUAUUGCUGUGGUAUUUCAUUAUGAGAGUGAUUGAGAGUCAUUGGUUCGUUUGGGUGACUCAGUCCAACCAUAUUCCUAUGGAAAUUGAUGAUGAUAAAUCUAGGGCGUGGCUUCCCCUCCAGCUGCACGCUACGUGCGAUAUUGAAAAAAGUUACUUUAAUGACUGGUUUACUGGUCAUUUGAACUUCCAAAUAGAACAUCAGUAAGUAUAACUGAGCGCACGCGCUUUAAUCUUUAAACGUUGUGGCAGUUCAAUUGAAUAUUAUGUUAUAUCCAGCUUAUUUCCAACAAUGCCAAGACACAACUUAUACAAAGUCAAGGCGGAUGUUGAGGCCCUAUGCAAAAAGCAUAACGUUCCGUACGUCACUAAAUCUUUAGGGCAAGCUUUUUAUGAUAUUCCAAAGUAAGUUUUUCCGACUUCCUUUAUUAUUUUUUUUUGUCAAUACGAAUGAAAACAAUCCGUUUUUUUGUAGAACGUUGAAACAUUCUGGAGAGAUAUGGUACGCCCACUAUCAAUCCCACCAUCAUUAAACGCAAAAUAUAUAUCAUCAUGAAAGCUCGAUUGGAAAGAGAAAAAAUAUUCUUGUAAUAGGCUAAAAUAUUUUAUUUGUGCCAUUUCUACAACAAAAAUCUGCUUACAACAUCAUUCACUUUGAUAACACUAUUUUCAUUAAAGAUUACUAAUUAUUUACAAAUAAACUGUUAAAACUAGUAAUUAUUUGAACUUUUUAAUCUUCUAUUACUGAAGUUUGUUUGCUUUUAGUUUUUUAUAUAUAAAAUUUAUGUCAUCUGGAAAGAGAAGAGGAUCUGUUGUCCUCUUUUGAAUUCCUUCUAAUUACGAAACCUCUUAAUUUAAUUUUUAUAUUUCGUAUUUAAUUAGCCUUUUCUACCAGAUGCUUUCUUCUUUUCCAGAAUUGUCUACUGCACUCUUUUUUUUGUCAAUUAUAGGCUUAAUUCACAUUUAUAACCAGUUCAUUGCUACUAAUACUUCUAGAUAACAUAAAAAAAGACGCUCACUUUAAACGAACAUCGAGGUUUGUGUAGUCUAGAAAAAAAUACUAAUUAUCAAGUUUUAUGUAACUGAUAUAAAUACAGUACUUUAUAUUAUAGAAUUACCUUAUUGCACAGAUUCUAUUAUUCAAUAAGCUAGAUUGAAAGAGCUAACAAGGAACGUGGCUUUGUCCUAACGACGUUAUAUUUUUAUCACGUGAUUCUAAACAGUGAUAGGUAAGCAAAUUGACAAUAAAAAUUGACUAUUUGGUGGAGAAAGUCCAAAUUACAUAUAUCAGUUAUCUAUUGCUGUUGUCUGGUGUUUUUUUUUCUUCUGAGUUUUCAGACUCGAUAAAUGUUUACUAAAUGAAUAAUGUAGGCUAUUGGUAUUUAUGGUUGAAUUGAAAAUGGAGCCGAAAAAACAUUGGAUUGCCUUUUUCCUAUAUACAAAAUAAACAAAAAUAACUUUAAACAACCAAUAAGUUUACGCCUUCAAAAGACCUUUACUUUCGGUGAUAAUCCAACUAAUCGUAGGAUCUAAUUGUCAAUUCUAUUUACACUUAUGAGACGUAGACUAUGUGUUCAAUACACGGUUUUGACUAUAUUAUCUAGUUGUUGAUUUUUGAAUUGAUUAAUUAGCUGUAGAUUAUCG
Dimorphilus gyrociliatus is the source of this 2624-nucleotide messenger RNA. The record is from the annotation of a GenBank genome assembly. NCBI's taxonomy places the organism in Eukaryota, Metazoa, Annelida, Polychaeta, Dinophilidae.